AUGCUGACAGCAAAGGGGCAUCCGAACAUCCUCAACCUGCACUCCGUGUUUCGGCAACCCACCAACGGUCAAUGGGUGCUUAUUCUGGACUUCUGUGCCGGUGGCGAUGCUUUCACUCAUAUCUCCAAGACCGGGGUCCAGCCAGAGGCCACCUGCAAGACGAUGCUGGAGGGCCUUCUGCUCGCAUGCGGGCACCUGCACUGGCUUGACAUCCUUCACCGGGACGUCAAGCCCGAGAAUUUGUUGCUGCAAACAGGCGGCAGACCAAUGCUCGCAGACUUUGGCCUAGCAUGCACCGCAAGCGAUAGUGAGGAAACUCGCAAGCGAGUCGGUUCGCCUGGCUACAUUCCUCCGGAGGUGCUGCAGGGAGGUCGCUGCACGACCAAGGCAGAUGUGUUCGCCGCGGGAGCGACCCUUCACUUUGCCAUCUCCGGCAGUGCCCCUUUCGUGGGCAAGGACAUGGCAGCCACCUUGCACAAGACGGUGACUGACAAGGUUUCCUAUGAUGGUGAUCUGUACAGCAAGCUGAGUCCGGCAUUGAAGGCGUUUGCGCUUCUACUGUUGUCAAAAACAACAGCAGAGCGCCCGUCUGCUGAACAGGCUUUGAAGCAUGAGUGGUUCAGGGGAAAGGGCGCGCCAUCGGGUAAACCCGGGGGCAAGCCUCCAGAAUCCUCGAGCUUGACCCCCGCUCCGCCUCCCUCAAGGGGAG
Molecule: messenger RNA, 709 nt
Organism: Symbiodinium necroappetens
Lineage: Eukaryota; Dinophyceae; Suessiales; Symbiodiniaceae
Source: the annotation of a GenBank genome assembly